GGAUCUCAGACGUCAGUGAGCAAGUUCACACGACUGCAUGCAUGCAUGUGCUAGCUUCUCCUCGGGUAGCCACAGAAAUAGUUGAUUCUGCUCGGUCUCAGGUCCGAGGACGAUCGGGGGUCUACGAGUACUGCAGCAGCAAAACGCUCCUCCUCUACUGUCUGUAGAUCAUCGGACGGUCAACCCACCGUCGACGCUUGUAGUGCCUCGGCGUUCUGUCAUGCCACGACUACCAGGGUCGUCUCAUCGACGAAUCGAGGGAAUAUCUUACAGGGCCAAAUGGCUGGUGGCGUUUCUAGUGCUGUUGCAAUCGACCCAGCGCGGUCUACAAGUAGCCGCUGAGUGCGCACUCGGAGAGUGUGCUGCAGACUUACGACGGAAUCCAGACUCAAAUCGAGCUCCGAUACAGCUCCCGGAGAAACCCAACAUCAUUGUCAUCUACGGCGAUGAUGUUGGCUACGGAGACUUGAAUGGCUACGGCCAUCCUACUUCUAGCACGCCAAACCUGGACCGCAUGAUCCAGGAGGGCAUGCGGCUGACCCAGUUCUACUCCGCUGCUCCCGUAUGCUCGCCGUCGCGCGCAUCACUGCUGACAGGACGCCUCUACCCAAGAACCGGAGUCUACUCUGGCACACCAGGCUCGACCCAAAGUACAGGCCUGAGUGUCUUCAACCCAUUCAGCAAUGGUGGUCUGAAUCUCUCCGAGAUCACAGUAGCACAGAUGAUGAAGCCGCUUGGAUACGCUACGGGAGCGCUAGGUAAGUGGCACCUGGGCACCAAGAAGGAAUAUCUGCCCGCAAGCCGGGGAUUCGACAGCUACUUUGGAAUUCCGAUGACCCAGAAUGAAUGCACGUCGAACGUUGAGUCUUCAAAGCAGUUCGGCCCGUGUCCCACCAUGCACAACAACACAGUUGCAGUUCAGCCGACGGAUGUGCAGAACAUUGAUGCGGCGUACGUAGCAAACAUCAAGGACUUCAUGACCGUGCACAAGAACGAACCGUUCUUCUUCUACUAUUCGUCACACCACACGCACUUGCCACAAUUUGCUGCACCCGGAUUCCUGAACUCAACACUACGUGGUCUCUUCGGAGAUUCGCUCGCCGAGCUCGACUGGUCAGUGGGACAGAUCCUGGAUCAUGUCGUGGAGCUGGGCAUCGAGAACCGGACGCUUGUUGUCUUUUCAGCUGACAAUGGACCUCAGCUGAGCGGUGGUGUUGAUGGUGGUGAGCAGGGACAACUCAAGUGCGGAAAGGGAACAACGUACGAGGGUGGCAUGAGAGAGCCGGGCAUCUUCUGGUGGCCGUCGGUCAUCGAGUCCGGGAGCAUCUCCUACGCGCUGGGCAGCACCCUGGACUUGUCCGUCACCGCGGUCAGCUUGGCCGGUGGCAAGCCGCCACAGGACAGGGCCAUCGACGGCUUUGACUUGACGCCAGUGCUCACUGGCCGAUCCGAGAUUGGGCCACGCGAGUUCAUGUUUUACUACAGCGGUCACAUGCUGAUGGCGAUCAGACUGCGUCAAUACAAGGCACACUUCUGGACCAAAGGUGGACUGUGUCCGGAAAACUACCAUGACCAGGACUGUUGGAGCAGCACUCCGCUGAAGCAGCACGAACCACCUUUACUCUUCGACGUGGAGACAGACCCAAAGGAACGCUUCCCCCUCGACUUGUCACUUUACCCCGUGCAGGUGAAUGAAAUUAUGGACCUGAAAGCAGCGCAUAGCAAAGCCAUGACAUUCUCGCCCGGCGAGAUGAACUUGGGUCAGAACAAGGAGAACUUUCCCUGCUGCAACCCAAGUUGCACACCGCGUAACAGCUGCUGUGCUUGUCCUAAAUAGACUUGAUACUGUACUUCCGCACAUAUAAGCGCAUGUGCUUAUGUCCGGACAUAAGCGCACCCCCCCCCCCCCCCCAAUUAUAAGCGCAUGUGCUUAUAUGUGAACACUAUUGGUGUAACACCCGGGAGCUGAAUAUACUGCUAAGCAUUGUGAUAACACCGUUGUUUAGGACACAGACAAACCUUUAUUGCACAUAUAAGCGCAUGGGCUUCUACCCGAACAUGUUCACACAGCAAAAAUAUUUUUUGUAGCAAAUUUUCACAUAUAAGCCCAUGGGCUUAUAUUAUAAAACGGUUCUGUUCUGUGUUUAAACCCCAUGACCCUAUCUGCGAAUGUGUAUCAAUGCCAUACAGUCAGCAGCAAAACAAGAAAUCAUGGGUAAAUUCACUCGAUCUUUGUGAUUUGCUGGAUAUAUAGGUACAUUUUGUUUACAAUGUCAUGUACAUUAUAUCAAAAUUGAAAUAUCUGUACCUCAGCUUUGACAAUGAAUUCUUUCCUGAAUUCAGAUAGUGGUAACACCAAGAGUACUCUUGGCAACACUCAUAAUAAGGAUCGCAGUGAUGCAGCACAACCCUGUAUACUGUCAUGUACAGUG
This is a messenger RNA of Sycon ciliatum, 2432 nucleotides long. RefSeq names its product arylsulfatase A-like. Bases 221 to 1837 code for a protein of 538 amino acids. Gene Ontology annotation, molecular function: arylsulfatase activity. NCBI's taxonomy places the organism in Eukaryota, Metazoa, Porifera, Calcarea, Leucosolenida, Sycettidae. The transcript is spliced from 3 exons. The record is from RefSeq and is a predicted model, not a curated record.